This is a messenger RNA of Larimichthys crocea (large yellow croaker), 1374 nucleotides long. RefSeq names its product fibroblast growth factor 9 (gene fgf9). The record is from RefSeq and is a predicted model, not a curated record. Gene Ontology annotation, molecular function: growth factor activity. The transcript is spliced from 4 exons. The coding region runs from base 492 to 1085 and encodes 197 amino acids. Lineage: Eukaryota; Metazoa; Chordata; Actinopteri; Sciaenidae.
CAGAGCAGUGGGGUGUCCGUGUGUCAGUCAGGUGUGUAAAACAGUAAAAACAACCUGAAGCGUGACGAGUUAACUCUGAGCUCGUCUUUGUGUCUAUCAGCUCAGCUGCUCUCGUAUCUCUCUGAUUGUGAUACUGAACAGACAGUUUCUCGCAUGUCAGAGGCUGAUUGGGCGACAUGAAAACAACACUAAGGUUCACCUGAUUGCACUACAAGUCAAACUAUAAAGUGGAUCAUGUGUCACGCUGGAGGGAAGUCUCUGGUUAGUCUUCGGUGAGCAGCACGUGUGUUCAGGCUGUUUGUCGACACGACUUCUGAUACGUGGCUGAUAACGGCAGCGUACAGCUGAGUAUCUCGCCGUGUCCGUCAGUCAGUGCUUCAGGGUAGGACAAGGAGAUAAAAGUGUGAAGCUAACAGAGGAGUGUUGACUUGGACCUGCUUGGACAUGACCGUCUGUUGGACCUCGUCUGUCCGUCUGCUGGCAGCUUUCUGAUGUGUUUCACGAUGAGUUCUUCCUCGCUGCUCCUGAUGCUGCUGCUGGUUCUCGGUGUUUGUGAUCGAGCGGCAGGAGCAAAGAAACAAGAAUCUGUGGUUCCACCUGAAGACCACGGAUCUCGACUUCGAGGCCUCUGGAAGCUUCACAUGAGGGACGCCAUGCUGAAAGGAAAAGGGUCUAGCCCUCAUCCAAUCAGAGAGGGGGUCAAACAGCAGCUGCUCUACUGCCGCGUUGGGAUUGGCUACCAUCUCCAGAUUCUGGCCAACGGCUCCGUGGGAGGCGUCCACAAACCAACGGAGAACUGUUGGUUGAAGGUGUUCGCCAUGAAACAUGGCGUGGUGGGAAUCAAAGGAGUCAAGAGUGGCUUGUACCUCUGUAUGAGCGGAGAAGGACUGACAUACGGAGCGGAGAAGUUCUCAGACGACUGCUUGUUGAAGGAGAACCUGGAGGAGAACCACUACACCACCUACUCCUCUCUGUCGCACCCAGGCGUCUAUCUGGCUCUUUCCCACAAAGGGGAGCUGAGAAAGGGGAACAGCGUGGGACGCCACCAGUCCUGCACCCACUUCCUACCUCGGAGGACACCGUGAUUAAGAUCCAGGUGGAUCCACGUUAGGAAUGUCUGGUCUUGUUGCAUCUUCAGUUCAAGAGACACAGUGACGGGGUUCACAAAUGUGUUACGUUACCUGUAACAUGCUCUGAAAACUUGACAUCACCUGAGGAUCGUUCAAACUUUGCUGCCUAACUGCUAUACAUUGUAGCUAGUGCUAUGAGCCAGUGCCAGCGUCUGCCUUCCAGGGAACGUGGUCGGACCUGGGACCAAACAGAACGUGUCCAGUCUAACAGUGAACACAGCAACAGAACCUCUGAACCGGCAGU